Macadamia integrifolia is the source of this 1041-nucleotide messenger RNA. RefSeq lists its product as uncharacterized. The transcript is spliced from 3 exons. The record is from RefSeq and is a predicted model, not a curated record. Gene Ontology annotation, molecular function: RNA-DNA hybrid ribonuclease activity; nucleic acid binding. Bases 1 to 1041 code for a protein of 346 amino acids. NCBI's taxonomy places the organism in Eukaryota, Viridiplantae, Streptophyta, Magnoliopsida, Proteales, Proteaceae.
AUGGAGGCUGAGUCUAUGGAUCACAUUUUCCUUCAAUGCUCCUUCGCAGAGGAAUUAUGGCUGUUCUUCAGUGGCUGUUUCAAUGUGGUUUGGAAGAAAUUGGAUUCCAUGGCUGAUUUUCUUCAAUGGUGGAAAAGGAAGCUUAAAAUUGUUUGCUGCAAAGAGGUGUGGGCUCUGGGGUUAAUUACUGUGGCUGACCACAUUUGGCGUGAAAGAAAUAAUAGAAGGCAUGAAGGCAAGGUCAGGCCAAUAAACUUCAUCAAGCAAAUGAUUCUUGAGGAUAUUAAAUCCUCCAAACCUAGCACCAAAGGAGAUGUGAAAAUUGCCGUUGAUGUUAUUUGCUGCAGGAAGCUUGGCUUAUUGAUUCAGAAUAAGCCAACUCUGCCCAUCUUAGAGGUUUAUUGGCGCAGGCCUCAGGUAAACUGGAUCAAAUUGAACUUUGAUGGAAGCUCUAUGGGUAAUCCUGGUCGAGCAGGAGCUAGUGGGAUCUUUCGCAAUCAUAUGGGAGCUGUUAUGGACUCCUAUAAAAUUUUUAUAGGGGUCUCAAAGGUCUUCCAGGCGGAGGUGGAAGGGCUAAUGGUGGGUCUGAUGCGUGCUCGAGAAAUGGGAAUUACUCGCUUAUGGGUGGAGACGGAUUCCAGUGCAGUUGCGAUAUCCUUCGAGAAAAAGAAAACCCAUGGCGAUGGCAGCAUCUGGUGCCCCCUUUCUUUUGAGGCUCUACUCUGUGCUAGGCGGUUGGGAAUUUCCAGGAUUCAAUAUAAGCCCAAGGAGAUUAUAGAAGUCUUCUGGUGUCCUCCUCCACCAGGGUGGGUCAUGCUUAACUCUAAUGGUUGCUCUCUGGUGAAUCCAGGAAAGGCAGGGGCUGGUGGCAUCCUCCGUAAUGUUAUGGCUGAGAGGUGGAUGAGUUUAGCCCUUUACCUUCAGUCUCUGACUUGGAAGAUUACCCAUUGCCUUCGAGAAGCUAAUCCGGUUGUGGACUUCCUUGCAAAGUCGGCGGCAAAAUUUGAAGUAUCCACUCCUAUUGUAUCUGGCCAGCGUUAA